Molecule: messenger RNA, 6988 nt
Organism: Equus caballus (horse)
Lineage: Eukaryota; Metazoa; Chordata; Mammalia; Perissodactyla; Equidae
Gene: ZFP69B
Product: ZFP69 zinc finger protein B
Biological process (GO): regulation of DNA-templated transcription
Source: RefSeq, a predicted model, not a curated record
UGAGCACACAGCGAGAAGGCAGCCACCUACAAGCCAAGAGAAGAGGCUUCACAAUGCAACCUACCUUGUCAGCACCUUGAUCUUGGACUUCCCAGCCUCCAAAACUGUAAGAAAGUUGAUUUCUUCUAUUCAAGCCAUCCAGUCUACGGUAUUUUGUUGUAGCAGCCCAAACAGACUACAGACUAAUACAGUUCCCAAAAUGGCUGACUAGUUGUCCUAAUGACCCAUCGAAUAAUCUUUCAUUACUCCACUAAUUUGAAAUGCCACUUUUAUAAUAUACUAAAUUUAAUUAAAUUAUCAAGCCUGUUUCUGGGCUUCCAAUUUCAUUUCACUAAUUUAUGAGUGUAUUUUGGCAUUAGUUUUUUCUUAUUUCGAUUAUUUGCCUCUCUAAUACAAGAUUUUAUCUUGUAUUAUAUUUGUAGGGCAAUUUAUACCACUUACAUUGGUUAGGGAAGUCUGACUUCAUCAUGGUUCGAAAAUUUUAUUGGCCAUUCUGGAAUACUGACCAUUCUAGGUAAAUUUUAGAAUCACUUAAUUUAGUAAAAAGAAAAGUUGAGAUUUUCAUUAAGGAGCAUUAAAACAGAGGAAAAGUGACAUAUUUAGAAUGUUCCAUUCCAAUCCAUGGAUAUGGCAUAUGUCACUAUUCUCUCCAUUUAAAUCAGUAACUUUUGUAGUUUUAUUUAUGAUGUCCCGCAUAAUUCUUCUUGUUUAUUCUUAGGUAUAUUUUUCCAAUAUUUUAUUAUGAAAAUACUCAAACAUACAGAAAAGUUGAAAGAAUUUACAGUGAGCAUCCAUGCACCACUACCAGACUCUACCAUUCACAUCUUACUAUAGUUUAUGCUGUGUUUUUGUUGAGCAGCAGAUAGGAGUGUAGACUGCCUGGAUUCACCACUUGCAAGCUGUAUGAGGCAACUUCUCCAAACCUCAGUUUUCUUAUCUGCAAAGUGGGAAUAAAUAAUGGUACUUACCUCAAGGGAUUGUUAUGAGGACUAAAUCGGUUAAAAUCUGUAAUGUACUGAGAACAAAGCUUCAUACUAUGUAAAUACUAUAUGCUAAUGCAUUAGUCUGCGUGGGCAGCUAUAACAAUCACAGACUGGGUGGCUUAAACAACGGGAUUUAUUUUUGCACAGUUCUGAAGGCUAGAAGUCCCAGACCAAGGUCUGGCAGGGUCAGUUUCUGGUGAGGGCUCUCUUCCUGCUUGUAGAUGGUGUCUUCUUGCUUGCUAAACCCUCACAUCACCUUUCCUCCGUGCCUGCACUUUGAGAGAGAGAGUAAGCCCUUUCCUGUCUCUUCUUAGAAAGACACUAACCCUAAGGGAUCAGGGCCCCACCCUUAUGACCUCAUUUAAUCUUAAUUACUUCUUUACUUCAAAUACAGCUGCACUAGAGGUUAGGGCUUCACCAUAGGAAAUUUUUUGGGGGUGGGAGAGGGGGAAACACAAACAUUUAGUAACAGCCAGCAAGUACAUAAUUUUAUUCUAUUUUGUAAAUUGUUAUUUUUGUAAGCUAUUGAUGUAGAAGUAUACUUGGGAAUGAUGUACUCCUAUUUUAUCGAGGAGACAAAACCCAGCAAUGAAACAGCAUUACAUUAUAGUCAUUUUUUGCAGAAAAUACAUAAAAUACAUGAAAAACCAUAAACCGUGGGUGUGUGUAGGUAGUCUGUACACCAAAUGUUAGCAAUGUUACCUCUGUUUCGUGAGAUUAUAUAUAACAAUUAUUUUGCUAUUGUCUAUUUUCUGGUAAAGCAAUUCACCUAAGAACUUACUGAAUACUAGAACAAAAAACUACCUGAUCGUGGUAUUCUUUUAAUGAAACAUUGGAUUCCGUUCCAUUUUUAGUCUUUUCCACGUACAUAUUAAGUGAAAGAGGUAUCGAUUCUUUUAUACCAACGUUGUUUCGACAAAAAAAAUGAUACAGAUGUUUCCCGUUUGUCAAGGCUUUCACGUCUCCCCACAGAAAGAUUCACAAACUAUUCUCCGCAGAGGAGAGCUGGUACCGUUGAGUAGUCUCUAGGGUGGACGAGAACACAGCCCCGUUUCCUUCCGCAGGAGCAGGGCUGCUUCACCCGGCUUCGGGUCCGGGGAUGCUGGCAAGCCGAGAGGGACGGGACCGCCGGGCGAGCAUCCCGCGGGGGAUGCAGCGAGCCGGCAGGCUGCCCCGGAGGACGCUGGGAACCACGCGCGGAGGCUGCUGCCGCGCAGGCGCAGCGGCCGGGGCUGCACUCCGUGGGAGCAUCUCGGUGGCUGCGGGAGGGCGAGGGCGAGGGCGAGGGCGUGGGCGUGCGGUCGGAGCCGGUGAGAGUGGGCAUUGCCAGGAGACUGCAGAGGUGGCUGCUUAGAAUCCAUACCUGCAGCCUUCAGCUACCUGCUGAGAGAUGGAGCUCGAGAUGGGAGGUGUUCCUUGAAAGCCUAGACAUUAAAAGGUCCAGACUCUGGAUUUUGCUACCCUGUGUUCCCCAGGUGCCUGAGAGUGGCGGACACCUGUACAACUGUGAAGCUCCCCGUCAGAGUCUCGGGCAGUUUCCUCAUCAAAAGUGGACAAGCCCAACCUGGACACUCUGCCUUGUGGCCUGAGGCUCGAGAGGCCCCCGGAAAGGAGUGCCGGAGUCAUCAUGCUGCAGCGGCUUCUGAUCACCCUGCCCACCGAGGCCAGCACCUGGGUGAAGUUGCACCAUCCGAAGAAGGCCAAGGAGGCGGUGCCCCUGUGGGAGGGGGUGACUAAGAUGUUUGAAGGAGAAGCUCUGCUGUCUCAGGAUGCUGAUGAGACUCAGGGAGAACGUUUCGAGGAUGACGUGGCCUCUGGGCCCUCAACAGCAGAAUUCCAGGAACUGUUGACCUUCAAGGACAUAUCUGUGGACUUCACCCAGGAGGAGUGGGGGCAGCUGGCCCCUGGUCACCGGACUCUGUACCGGGAGGUGAUGCUGGAGAACUAUGGGAACCUGGUCUCAGUGGGAUAUCAGCUUUCCAAACCUGGUGUGAUUUCCCAGCUGGAGAAAGGAGAAGAACCAUGGCUGAUCGAGAGAGAGAUUUCAGACGGUCCAACUUCAGACUUGGAGAGUAAAACAGAAACCAAAGAGUCACCCUUAAAGAAUGACGUGUCAUGGGAAGAAUUACACCAUGGCCUGAUGAUGGAAAGGUCCACAAGAGGAAGCAUGUUGUAUUCUCCAUUGGGAAGAGUCUCAAAAUGUGAUAAGUUAAAAAGCCACCAGGAAAAUCAAGGAAUGGGUGAAGGGCAGAUCCCCUUGACCCACAAGAACACACCCACUCAGGAGAGAGACCGAGAAUCUAACAGAUUUGAGAGAAGUAUUAAUGUGAGCUCAGAAGUUAUUCCAGGACCAGUAGGUCCUCCAAGAAAAAGAAACCAUGAAUAUGACAUAUCUGGAAAGAGAAGUAGAUACAGUUUAGAUUUAAUUAAUCAUUCAAAGAGUCAUACAAGAAUGAAAACCUUUGAAUGUAAUAUUUGUGAAAAAAUCUUCAAACAGCUCAUUCACCUUACAGAACACAUGAGAAUUCAUACUGGAGAGAAACCGUUCAGAUGUAAAGAAUGUGGAAAAGCCUUUAGCCAAAGUUCAUCCCUUAUUCCACAUCAGAGAAUCCACACUGGCGAGAAACCCUAUGAAUGUAAGGAAUGUGGGAAAACCUUCAGACAUCCGUCAUCUCUUACUCAACAUGUUAGAAUUCAUACUGGGGAGAAGCCCUAUGAAUGUGGUGUAUGUGAGAAAGCAUUCAGCCAGAGCAUUGGGCUGAUCCAGCAUUUGAGAACUCACGUUAGAGAGAAACCUUUUACAUGCAAAAACUGUGGAAAAGCAUUUUUCCAGAUUAGACACCUUAGGCAACAUGAAAUUAUUCACACUGGUGUGAAACCUUAUAUUUGUAAGGUAUGCAGUAAAACCUUCAGCCAUAGCACGUACCUAACUCAACACCAGAGAACUCAUACUGGGGAAAGACCAUAUAAAUGUAAGGAAUGUGGGAAAGCCUUCAGCCAGAGAAUACAUCUUUCUAUCCAUCAGAGAGUCCACACUGGAGUGAAACCUUAUGAAUGCAGUCAUUGUGGGAAAGCCUUUAGGCAUGAUUCAUCCUUUGCUAAACAUCAGAGAAUUCAUACUGGAGAAAAACCUUAUGACUGUAAUGAAUGUGGAAAAGCCUUCAGCUGCAGUUCGUCACUUAUUAGACAUUGCAAAACACAUUUAAGAAAUACUUUUAGCAAUGAUAUGUGAAAUAUGUUCAACAUCAAAGCACCCUCAUAUUGGAGCAAAAGCCUCUAAGUUAAUGGGUUUUUGACUUUUGGAUUUCAAGAACCAAUACGUUUUUUAAAAUGGUUUGACCCAAUGUUAUAACUAUUAGUUUUGCCAUAUUAAAAACCCACCUAUUAUCAGCAUUGUUUAAGAAAAGAAAGGGCAUUUUAAUAUUUAAAAAUGUGGGCAAGAAGGAUAUAAUCAUAAAGAAUGAGCUUUACAUUGAGUUAAGUCAGCUUUAUGAAAAUCUCCCAAAUUAUUUUUCUCAUUUCAGUAUGGGCCAGUGAAAACUUCAUCAAGGCAGAUCGGUGAUCUGUGGACUGGCUUCUGAGAAUCACUGUGUUACAUAUCCGUUUAAUGAAUCAGAAUAAAAUAUAGUAUAACCUUUUACUGGCCUUUGUAUGGCUAGAAAAGGUAUAAAUAAAAAUGUUGGUUGGCUCAUUUCUCAAAGAAAUAAUGUUAAAUGAAGCUUUCUAGAAUUGAUAGAUAACCUACUAUACAUGAGAUACUUAUGUAUGUUUUAUGAUUUUUGUAUAGAGAAGAAUUUGCAAACUUUUUCUGUAAGGACCAGAUAGUAAAUAUGUUAGGUGUUGUGGCCUUAGGAUCUCUGUCAGAACUGCUCGACUCUGCUGUUUUAGUGCAGAAGCAUCCAGAGACAGUUUGUAAGCCAGGGUAUCUCGACCUUGGCACUGCUGAUAUUUUGGGCCGGAUGCUUUGUUAUGGGCAGCUCUGGUAGGUUUAGUAAUAUCUCUGGCCACAAGAUGCCAGUACUUGAUGCCAGUAGUCCCCACAUCCCUUGUGACAGCCAAAAAUGCCUCCAGACAUUUCUAGAUGUCCCCUGGGGUUCAAGAUUGUCCCUACUCGAGAAACACUGGCAUAAAUGAAUGGAUGUAGCUGUGUUCCAUUAAAUUUUAUUUAAAAAACAGGUGUCGGGUUGCACUUAACGCAAGGGCCGUAGUUUGCCUCUCCUGCUGUAGAGAAUGCAAAUGAUUAAUAAUGGCAAGAGACUCUUAUGUAAUGUCAAAUUAGUAUGUUUGUGCAUAUCUAUGCCAUAAGUCUCAUCUCCUUGUCAAUGCCUUUGGUAUUUUGUUGCAAGAAUUUUUUAAAAGUCGCAUUUGUAAUGCUGUUGAAGAAGCCUAGGAAUUAUUUAUGGCAAUGUUUAUGCAGACUUCAGUCCAUAAUGGUGCUUUUUUAAUUUAUCCAUAAGUACUUCUGGAUGUAUCUCUAAAAGAUAAGCACUCUUUAAAAACAACCUACACCUAAAAAUAUUGGGCCAUAAUUCCGUAGUACAUAGUGAUGCCUUUUGAAGAUAGCUAUACUGAGAUUGGUGGCUUGCAUUUUAAUUGUUUUUAACUUGCCCUUUGACAAGCAGAUUUGAAAAUGUGCUUUCUGUUGAUUGAGAGGGUGUUUUGAGAUAGCCCCCAGAACAAGACAUCUAGGGGCCCACCAAAGAGGACCAGGGAGCAGGUGACUGCAGGGGCCAUGUUGAGGCAGGGAAGUAUGAGGGAGAAAGUGGAGGAAUUGACUCAUAGUACUUCACUACACUUAAUAGAUACUGCAUCCGUCCCAACAUAAUUGGAGGUAGGUCAGUCUCAACUUCUUACUCUUAUGUGGCAGAACAAUUCAGUUGACUGAACAUUGUCAGUAUAAACUAUCAAAAGUAAAGCUGUAAAUCCAGAAUUUAUAAUAUAUGCCAUUAUUUCUAGAUUUUUUUCCCAUUACUACAUUUACUUUUUUUUUUUUUUUACUGGCCUCUAACUCUUAAGUCCUUGUGUGACUUUGAUGGGUCAAAGGACAGAGGGGAUACACACUGUUCCUUCUGUAUGUUCUACCAUGUUUCUAUGGUUUUAGAUUUCCCAAGAAUUUGGGUUUCUCUGAUUGCUUCUUUAAGUGGAAGUCCUGACUAUCACUUUUCUUUACAGUCCCUGCCUCAAUGACCUCAUAUAGUCUUAUGGCUUAAAAUACCAUCUCUAUUUAACUGCCAAAUUCACAUGUCCACCCAGACCUCCCUCCUGAACCCCAGUCUUCUUCCUGCCAUCGGCCUUUGCACUAGCUGUUCUUCAGAUAUCCUGCAGCCUCACCUUCUCAUCUUUGCUCAGCUGUUGCCUUUUCACUGAAGCCUAUCCUGAUCAUGCUACUUAAUACCGCACCCUGUCCCUUAUGCCCUACUCCAACAUUCCCAAGCCCCCUUAACUUGCCCUAUUGUUUCUUAUUCCAUCACGCAUCGCCUAACAUUCUAGAUACUUUACAGACCUCUUAUGCUUAUUGUUUACUGUUGUCUUCCCUUGCUGGUAUGUAAGCUUCAUGAGGGCAGGGAUCUGUUUUGUUCACUGAUGGAUCACAAGUGCCUAGAAAAGUGCCUGGCACACAGUAGGGACUCAAUAAAUAUUUGUUGGGUUGUUUUGAUUUGAACUGAGUUGAAUUAUGUAUCCAUGAUGACGAUAGAGAAAGGCGAUCUCUAUACUUGCAUACCUAGAUUGUGUAGGUGAGGAAAUCUUUUUUUUUUUUUUCUUCGCAAAUAGAUCAGAAUUGAUAGGCCUGUAAGAACUGCAAGUCAUAAAUGACACACUUUUAAGAUCGAAGAGUAUUUUUAAAUUAAUUUGCUAAAAAUGCAGCUAAAUAUGGCUGAUUAACCACAUGAGUUUAUCUUUGUCUUGUAAAUGUGAGUUUAUAAAAAAUUGGGGGAAGGGGUUGGCCCAGAGUUCACACAUUCUGCUUUGGCGGCCCAGGAUUCACGGGUUUGAAUCCCGGGUGU